Miscanthus lutarioriparius is the source of this 273-nucleotide messenger RNA. The record is from the annotation of a GenBank genome assembly. NCBI's taxonomy places the organism in Eukaryota, Viridiplantae, Streptophyta, Magnoliopsida, Poales, Poaceae.
AUGGAGAAGGUUCCGGUGACAGUGAUCAACAUCACGAAGAUGUCAAAUUACCGGAAGGAUGCCCACACGUCGCUAUACUCCAUCCGGCAAGGGAAGCUGCUGACGCCGAAGCAGAAGGCGGACCCAGAGUUCGCGGACUGCAUCCACUGGUGCCUUCCUGGCGUGCCAGACGUGUGGAACCAAAUACUCUACACAAGGAUCCUUUCGAAACCAUCUUGGCAUUCUAAUUUUAGCCCCCCUCCAUCCCAGUCUCUGCCUCUUCCUCCCCAGUGA